UACUUUAAACAGGUUUACUUCUAAUAUUAAACCCUUGUAAACCCCUUAUGUCCCUGCCUCCUCCUCCUGUUCUCCUCUCUCACAGUUAUCCAUUGAAUCGCAGUUGACAUUCUCCGUUGAAUCGCACUUCAAAAUACUUGUAUCCUUCAUCGAAGCACCUUCAGAGGUUAUAAAUAUUUCAGACGCCAAGUGCCACUGGUGUAUGUAUAACGCAAGAUGUCUCGAAUUAUUGUGAAGAAUUUGCCCAAAUAUGCAACUGAGGAUCGUCUUAAAGAAUUCUUUUCUGAGAAGGGUGAGGUUACUGAUGCCAAGCUCAUGCGUACCAGAGAGGGUAAGAAUAGACAGUUUGCUUUUAUUGGUUACCGAACUGAGAAAGAAGCUGAAGAGGCUAUAAAGUACUUCAACAAGUCUUUUAUGGAUACAUCAAGAAUUAUAUGCGAGGUUGCUUGGAAAGUUGGGGCUAUGGAUAUUCCUCGUCCUUGGAGUCAGUAUUCUAAGGAGAAGCAAGAGAUAAAGCCUGAGAAGAGCAGUAAAAUUCUUAGUGGAAAAACUAAGCCAGACAAGAAGAGCUCCAACUUGAGUAAUGAGAACGAUGACGCUAAACUUAAAGAGUUUCGUCAGGUUAUGCAGCCACGAAGCAAGUCGAAAAUGUGGGCAAAUGAUCUUGUAGUUCCCACUCAUGACCAAAGUGGUAAAGGUAACAAGGAGCAUGGUACGUUAAAAAAAGAUCUCAAACAGCUGAACAGGGAAGAAAAUUCUGGAAGGGAAGUUGAGAUGCCUGAUGAAAAUCAAGUGCUCGGAGGGGAUGAUGAAGACUCAGAUACAGAUUACUUUAAAAGUAGGGUAACAAAAGAAUGGUCAGAUUCAGAAAGUGAUGGGGAUGGUGAAAACGAGUUUAAUCUAGAUCCAUCUGAAGGUAAUUUGGAUAAGAAGGAUUUUAAUGAAGAGGAUAUUGACGAAAGUGAUUUUGAAGAAUCUAAUGUGAACCCUGGAAAUGUGUCAUCUAACUCUGAAGACACUAAUGAAGUGCUUCAGUCUGGUCGCCUUUUUGUCCGCAAUCUUCCCUACGCUGCAACUGAGGAUGAGCUGGCGGAGCUCUUCAGUAAAUUUGGAAACAUUUCAGAGGUCCAUCUUGUGAUUGAUAAAGAGACUAAGCGGUCCAAGGGUUUUGCCUAUGUUCACUAUAGAGCUCCAGAAGAUGCUCUCAGGGCUUUAGAGGAGCUAGAUCAUUCAAUAUUUCAAGGUAGAUUAUUGCAUAUUAUGCCAGCAAAAGCAAAAGAUCUGUCAUCUAAUCAAGGAAAUCUUUUCACGGAGGGGAAAACCAAAACACUGAAGGAGCGGAGGGUGGAAGAGAAAAAGGCAUCAGAAGCUGAUGGCAAUACUCAAGCUUGGAACAGCUUGUUUAUGCGUGCUGACACUAUUGUAGAAAAUAUUGCUAGGAGAUUUGGAAUCAGUAAAAGUGACUUUUUAGAUCGUGAAGCUGAUGAUCUUGCAGUACGCAUUGCUCUUGGAGAAACUCAAAUCAUUGCUGAGACUAAAAAGGCUUUGACAAACGCUGGAGUAAAUGUGGCUUCCUUGGAAGAACUUGCUACCAGGACAACUGAAGGUGUAAAGAGAAGUAACCAUGUAUUACUUGUAAAGAACUUGCCUUACAGCUCAACUGAAAGUGAACUUUCAAAAAUGUUUGGCAAGUUUGGUAGCAUUGAUAAAAUUAUACUUCCUCCAACCAGAACAUUGGCCUUGGUAAUCUUUCUUGAACCAGCUGAUGCCCGUGCUGCUUGCAGAGGCCUGGCAUACAAGCGUUAUAAAGAUGCUCCACUGUAUUUGGAAUGGGCUCCCGGUAAUAUUCUUAGUCAAGAUUUGGACAUUGACAAGAGUAAUAUGAUUGUUGGUGAACAAGAAGCUAAGAAGGUUUCACUUGAACAUCAAAUUAAGGAGAUAUCUCAAGAUGAACUGGAUCCUGAUCGUGUUGAGUCGCGUUCUCUUUUUGUGAAGAGCUUGAAUUUUAAGACAGCUGAUGAAACUUUGAGGAAGCAUUUCAGUGAAAACAUGAAAGAAGGGAGAGUUCUAAGCGUCAAAAUAAAAAAGCACUUGAAAAAUGGGAAGAAUGUUUCAAAGGGAUUUGGGUUUGUAGAAUUUGAUUCUGUGGAGACAGCAACAAAUGUAUGCAGGGAUUUACAGGGAACUGUGCUGGAUGGACAUGCUUUAAUUUUGGAACUUUGCCACGCUAAGAAGGAUGAAAAAGUUCUGAAGAAAUCUGGAAAUGAUCAAAGCUCAACAAAAAUAAUAGUAAGAAAUGUAGCAUUUGAGGCAACAGAAAAGGAUCUCAGACAGUUGUUCAGUCCGUUUGGUCAGAUAAAGACCCUGAGGCUUCCAAUGAGAUUUGGGAAACACAGGGGUUUUGCAUUUAUCAAAUUUGUCACCAAGCAAGAAGCUCAAAAUGCUCUCAAUGCUCUAUCGAGUACUCAUUUGUAUGGGAGACACCUGGUCCUAGAAAGAGCAAAAGAAGGAGAAACUUUGGAAGAACUUAGGGCUCGAACUGCUGCUCAGUUUGCUAAUGAUGAAGAAGGGUUCCAAAAUCCUACCAAAAUCUCAAAAAAAAGAAAAAUUACAGCUCUUGCUGAUUAGUGAAGAUGAUUUUUUUUCCCCUCUUGUAAGCCUCUAAUUUUUGUUUAUCUUCUUUGAAUAGCCUAAGUGAGCUUGCUAUGGUUUUGUUUAAUUUUUGGUAUCUCAUUUAUUUAUAGAUUAAAUUUUCAGGUAUGAUAUCUAAUCUAAUCUAAUAAACUUAAAGCACAACCAAAUACUCCAUCCGAUCUUUUUUAUUUGACAUAUCUUGACCUUUUGCACUA
Molecule: messenger RNA, 2849 nt
Organism: Chenopodium quinoa (quinoa)
Lineage: Eukaryota; Viridiplantae; Streptophyta; Magnoliopsida; Caryophyllales; Amaranthaceae
Product: multiple RNA-binding domain-containing protein 1-like
Exons: 16
Coding region: 217-2628 (803 amino acids)
Biological process (GO): positive regulation of mRNA splicing, via spliceosome
Cellular component (GO): spliceosomal complex
Molecular function (GO): RNA binding
Source: RefSeq, a predicted model, not a curated record